AUGGCUCGCUACAUACUCUGUAGGUUAACUGAAGAAUACGGGACUGUUGCUACUUUUGAACCACAACCAGUACCCGAUUGGCCUGGUAACGGAACGUUUGCUUACUUUUCUUCCAAGGAUAUGAGGGAGGAAGACGGAAUAUUGGUUAUAGAGAGAGCUAUAGAUAAGCUGUCGCGUCGUCACGGAGUGCAUAUCAAUGAGUAUGACGCUCACAAUGGAGCUGACAAUGCACGACGUCUUACUGGAAAAAACGGAAUGCCCAAUAUACGGGAUUUCACUGCGGGUGUUGCAAACCGUUGUUGUUCAGUUCGUAUUCCUCGUCAAGUUUCUGAAGACAAGCACGGUUAUUUGGAGGACCGACGGCCAGCUGCCAACGCUGAUCCUUAUCGUAUCAUAUCUAUCUUACUUAAAACAUCUUCAAAUUACCUCAAAGACUGUACACUGAUGUGCGAGAAGGGUGAAGUCGAAGAGCCUUGGCUUGGUUUCAAUCAAGAGUUUUUCCUGACUACUCCUGACGGUAGACCUUUGGGUUGGCCUCCAGGAGGGUUUCCUGCGCCUCCUGGUCCUUACUACUGCGCUAUAGGUGCUAACAAGAUUGUUGCUCGAGAUCUCAUGGAAGCAUUUUACAGAUGUUGUCUUUAUGCCGGAGUGCAUAUCAACGGUAUUAACCCAGGGACCACGCCUUCCCAGUGGAAUUUUCAGGUUGGACCAUCUCCUGGCAUUACAGCAGCCGAUGAUUUGUGGAUGGCUCGCUACAUACUCAGUAGGUUAGUUGAAGAAUACGGAACUGUUGCUACAUUUGAACCACAACCAGUACCCGAUUGGCCUGGUAACGGAACGUUUGCUUACUUUUCUUCUAAGGAUAUGAGGGAGGAAGACGGAAUAUUGGUUAUAGAGAGAGCUAUAGAUAAGCUGUCGCGUCGUCACGGAGUGCAUAUCAAUGAGUAUGACGCUCACAAUGGAGCUGACAAUGCACGACGUCUUACUGGAAAAAACGGAAUGCCCAACAUACGGGAUUUCACUGCGGGCGUGGCAAACCGUUGUUGUUCAGUUCGUAUUCCUCGUCAAGUCUCUGAAGACAAGCACGGUUAUUUGGAGGACCGACGGCCAGCUGCCAACGCUGAUCCUUAUCGCAUCAUAUCUAUCUUACUAAAAACAUGUAUAUUUGAUGAAUGA
Messenger RNA from Danaus chrysippus (African queen), 1176 nucleotides. Lineage: Eukaryota; Metazoa; Arthropoda; Insecta; Lepidoptera; Nymphalidae. The record is from the annotation of a GenBank genome assembly.